AUGGAUGUGAAAGUGUUAUAUCCUCAUUUCUUCGCUGAACAACAGAAACAUCAUGUUCAAGUAAACACUUUGACGAUAGUUUCUCAAAAACGACGAAAAGAAGUAGAAGGUCAUUCAAGACGAGAUGGAUACGGAAUUUCCACUCGCUCUUCUUUGCGAAAUCAUUUGUUGAAGAUCAAGUCACAGACGAUGAACAAACAGACCAAAGAAAUUGCUACAAGUACAUUCAAGAAAAUUUCAAAUCAGCAAGAAGUGACGACGUUGGCACCUUUAAACAAAAGUCAUUCAUCAUUUUCUAAACUUUCACAACGUCCCCCUUCUAGACGUGUUGCACUUCGUAUAGAAUUAAGUCGAAAAACUUCACAGAAUCAUGAUAUUGGGGCUGCAAUGUCAUGUCCCUCAGCAAUCUCAAUGAGUAAAACUCGUUCAUCGUCAGAAAUUAUAACAUCAAGAGUGCCAAGCGCAAUGGAUAAGGAACUUUAUAUGAAUCUUCGUGCGGAUGUACGUCCUCGCUCACACUUUGCGCGAAAACGAAUUGAUCACGAAGAAUCCACUCGAACUCUUACUCGGAUCUCUACAGCACCCACCACAUUAUAUGGACGUAGAACAAUGGAUAGUUCGAUGACUGCUUUUCGAAGUUCAUCCUCCACGGAAAACCUAAUGGCUAAACUGAGGCAGCCUGAAAUUUCUCUAUCUUCAGCAGUACAAUGGGAAAUGGAAGCCGACGAGGAUGUAGAUGCCAAUUUUUUCUUGACCGAGUUAGAAGCAGCAUCUCGGCCUUCAAACACGUCUGUAGAAAAACUCAAGACAUUAGCCAAGCACGUUACUUUGGGAUCAUUCAUGUUGUAUGCAGAUCCACCUGCUCUGUUGGCUGCAGUUCAGCACUUUGCGAUAGCACUGAAAGCUAUCAAAUAUGCUCGGGACACCACUUCAGCAACCUUAGCCUUGACAUCCUUACUACAUCAUCACCGUGGGGUGGCUUUACGUGAACUUGUGGUCACCUCUGGCUAUCAAGAUAGUAAGUUUAAACCAACUUGCAUCAAAUACGCUUUUGCAGCUCAACGACGAGCGCUUGAGUUGGCUAAACAGGCCAAAGAUUCACGCUUGCAAGCUCGAGCCAUUAAAGCACUGGGUUUGCUGCUUUUCGAUGCACAUGCUUAUGAAUCAGCUCUUAAACACCAGCAAGAAGCGCUGCAACUUGCGAAAGACGAGAAUGAUCGAGAGCUCGAAGCUCGCGUGUAUGCUAAUCUCGGCAAUUUGGCGCUUGUCGAGCAUAAUUUCGAUCGUGCGUUAAGCUGUCACUACCGUGAUCUCCAAUUGUGUUCAGCUAGUGAGAUCGACUGUCGACUGGGUCGCGCACGAGCUCAUCGCAAUUUAUCGAUUGUGUACGCAAAGCUGCAUCAACGUGACCAGCAGCUUGUGCAUGAAAACGAGUCACGCAUUGCAGCACAUGAUGGCGGAGCUUAUGUGCUGGACAUUAUAAAUCACCCGGAUACUAGUGUGGGCAAUAUUUGCUUCCAGUCUUCAACGAAGAUCGACAUGGCGCUGGCUAAGCUUGUCACACAAAACCUUGCAGAGAUUGUUCGCGGAUUAGCUUGCUUUGAAGAUUGUCACUCGACUGUGGACGUUAAGGAGAUGGAUUCCAUUAGGAUAAGUUUGUCACAAGAAUGGGGCGCUGCUGAAGCCGAGUUAGAGGUGGCACUAGAAAAAAUUCUAGCAUCAAAUGAAGAAGUAGAACAUAUAUGA
Molecule: messenger RNA, 1746 nt
Organism: Plasmopara halstedii
Lineage: Eukaryota; Oomycota; Peronosporomycetes; Peronosporales; Peronosporaceae
Product: Predicted G-alpha GTPase interaction protein, contains GoLoco domain
Exons: 1
Coding region: 1-1746 (581 amino acids)
Molecular function (GO): protein binding
Source: RefSeq, a predicted model, not a curated record